UUGAGGAAAGCUGUUUGUAGUGGAUGAACUGUUUUGUGCAUGUGAUGUGCGUUGGACUAAACAGCCUAAAUGCUCUGGUGGUACAAUGGUGCAGCUGUGAGCAGUGUCUGGUCCAGUAACUCUCUUUGGGUGCCAGGUUCUCUGGAGCUGUACAACAACAACUAGGCAACCAUGUCAAGACGAAGGAACAUUGAGCCUUCAAGCCUCUUGAUUUGGGCAUCGUUUCUAUUAAUGGAAGGUUCAAAGUCUCGCUCCAUGGAAUUUGCACCACAGAUUGUUGAUCACCCCUCCAACCUUGUUGUUCGUAAGGACCAGCCUGCUACCCUGAACUGUCGUGCUGCUGGAAAUCCAGCUCCCACAAUUGAAUGGUAUCGCAAUGGAAAGUAUGUGAAAACCAGCAAAGAUGAUGCUACUGUCCAGCCUAUCCUUCUACUAGAUGGGUCCCUCUUCUUCCUCCGCCUCAGCCAGGAGAAGGGAAAAUCAGAUGAGGGUGUAUAUCAUUGUCUGGCCAGAAAUCAUCUGGGUAUAGCCAUGAGUAAAAAUGCAUCACUUUAUUUAGAAGCCCUGGAAGAGAAGUUCCAACUUCAUCCCAGUGACUUGAUGGUAGUAACUGGGGAACAGUGGUUGUUGGAAUGUGUGCCUCCGAUGGGACAUCCUGAACCCACCAUCUCAUGGAAGAAGAACGGAGUGCCCAUAAAUGCGGAAAAUAGUCAUUAUGAGCUCUCCAAAGAAAAGCUUCUGGUAGCCCAUGCUCUGAAGAGUGAUGCAGGAGCGUAUAUUUGUCUGGCUGCCAAUCAAGCAGGAGAGCAAGUGAGCAGAGCGGCCAUGGUCACUGUCUUGGAAAAGCCAGCAUUCACUCGGCGACCCAGUGAUGUUGUAGCCAGUGUUGGCAGUACUGUGAGGUUCAUCUGUGGAAUCCGUGGAGACCCACAACUUGUUGCCCAGUGGUAUAAAGAAAAUGGAGAGCUCCCCCCAGGGAGGUAUGAAGUAGACCAAGAAAAUGUCCUUCAGAUUCACCAUUUGACAAUGUGUGAUGCUGGGAAAUACAUUUGUACUGCUCACAGCCAUGGAGGAACCAUCUUUGCCAGGACAUCUUUAACAGUGGAAGAUCCACUAGAUACCAGGCAGAGGGAAGUGGACAGGCCAAAAGAUGUUCCAAAGGAGCUGAUGGAUAUCAGAGUUUGUCUAGUAAAUGUGACUGUUGUCCCCUCUGCUCCAGCAGCCCAUCUGCAAUGGAAGGUUACCCUCACUUCCCAGCACGUAGACGCUUACAUAGUGUUCUAUCGUCCUCUACUGCCUCCAAAAGCACACUGGGCUGAAUGGAGUGUCCCAGGAGACCAGCAGACUAUUAUCCCAGGACUUGAGAGAGGUUACAAGUAUGAGUUCAAGGUGCGACCAUAUUUGGGGAAGAUCCAUGGCAUAGACAGCAAUCUGAGACAGCUGUGCAUCCCAGAGGAAGUGCCAAGUGCUGCUCCACAAAUCAUCAGUAUCACUGUGUCCCGAGGUGGGAACGGCACUGUGAUCAUCCACUGGGAGCCACCUCCACUCGACACACACAAUGGCAUCAUUAAGGGUUACCAGGUCUGGUUCCUUGGCAAUGAAACUCACCAGGGAUUUAAUAGGACAGUAGAUGGAGAUACACAUAGUCUGGAAACAAUAGGACUUCCAAGUGGGCAAAAAUACUGUGUGAAGGUAGCAGCAAUCAAUGGAGCAGGUGUUGGAGUAACUAGCAAUCCUGUAUGUGGCACUGCAGACUCCAUGGUGGGGAAGAUGGCAAAGACCCCAGACUUUUUGUCCACUAACUACAUGCUAGAAGUAGUGCGCCAACCUGUCUUCAUUGCCAGCAUGGGUUCGGCACUUUGGAUCAUGCUGAUGGUGCUGGCAGUUUAUGUCUGCCAGCAACAAGCCAGGCAAUUUGGUGGAGGACGACAGUAUGCCCUUGGAGAAGGAUUGUACAGGAAUGCAAGUGAUGAUGCCAUCAUCAAACAUAGGGUAGACUCCAGCGAUUCUCCUUGGCUUUCAAAUACAUGGAAAUCCACAUCUGGCUCCAAGAAUUACAGUACCAGCAGCAGCCUCAGUAGCCAACUUCUGUGGAUGGAAUCCAAAGACAGCCAAGAAUUCCACAAAUCUACAGUGUCCUUUGAUAGGCAGAGUCAAGGAUCACGUCUUCAGACUGUUCCUUUGGUGCCUGAUAGCAGGAAUAGUAGCCUGUAUGGAGCUCUUCGCAUGGACCUUCCAGCAAAAGACCUUAAGACCUUCUACAGUUCUCUGCCGUACCUUUCCAAUCCCAACUUACAAAGUAUGGAGUUAGCACCAGCUGGUGAACUCAUGCCUCACUGCAGCCAGAACCUGAGGCCUGAUCAUGCCAGUGGCCAAGGAAGGGCACAAGGGCCAUGGAAGGCAGCUGGCUCCUUCUCCCCUAAUCUUAUCAUCAGAGAAUCCUGGACCAAAAAUGGCAAAAAGGAGCUGCAGCAGGUGCACAGCACACCCAUGUCCCCAUCUGGAUUCUCAGCAGACUGGAGCAACCAUAGUAGCCCAAGCAGUGCUGUCAGUUCUGGAAAGCAUCAAAGAGUCCAUGGGAGGGCAAAAAAGGUGCUAAAAACAUACAGCUCCUCCAAGUUCUUGCUGUGCAGUUCACAGAAUGCCAGUUCACUGCCACCUCCUCCUCCUGUUCCACCCGGUUUUCAAGCUCUCCAAGAUUCCAGCACCAAGCAAGAGUGCACCUGUACCUGCUACCUUGACCCCCCAGUGGACUUCAUGCACCAGCAGCUGGACAAGGAUUCCCUGAAGACAGUCAAAGAAUCCCUGGAUGAAAAUCAGCCCUUCCCCACGUUGCCUUACAACCAGCUUUCUGCAACCUCAACCCCUGCAUCUCUCAGUGAUGACCAGGAGACGGUUCUAACCCCAGAAGAGGUGGCAGAAUAUCUAGAACUCAGCAAGGAAACUGAUUGUCAAAGGGAGCCAGAUGACAGUGGCUCUACUACUUCCCAGGUCUUCUUUCCACCCCAUACCUAUGGCUAUAUCUGUGCUCCUCUGGCCAUUGAGCUGCUGGAAAAUGAUGUGUUGGAUGAAGAUGAUGACCCCAACAUGGUGGAAGGCCCCUGUUCAUCCACCCAAUUCUUCCGCAGUUCCUGCCAGACUCCCUCAUCCAGCCUGAGUGAAGAUGAGGCAUCCCUUGGAGGCUCCUUGGUGAAUGGGUGGGGUUCUGUCUCAGAGGACAAUGGCACCAGCACUCGCUGCAGCCUGGUCAGCUCUUCAGAUGGUUCCUUCCUCUUGGAUGCCAAUUUUGCUCAAGCACUGGCUGUGGCAGUGGACAGUUUUUGCUUUGGGCUGACAAAGAAGGAAGCUGACAGAGUUUUGACAGAUUUCUUGCCUCCCGUGUCUCCUCUGGAUGGCCUCCUGCAUCCUCAGGCUUCCGUGAGGAGCUCAGAAGAAGUGCAGCAGAGGCUUGGAUCGCAGCCCCUUCCUGUGUGGGAAUGGAGCACCGAUUGGGUGGAGGAGAUGGAAGCCAAGUAUAUGCAACCAGCUGAGAACUGGGAGGCUGCUCCUAAGCUAGGAAAAGGAAAGAUAGCUGCACCAGAAGAAGCCCAGCUGGUCACUACUUCCACCUUACAGGGAGUGAAUGGCAAGUGUUGCUGCCCCAAGGUGGAGUGCCACCCACCAGGAAUGCUAAAGGAGUAGCUUUCCUGCUUUGGCUGGAGUCUGGUGUUUGGAAUUUGAUGAAUUUUGAGUUCUUUUCAGUGCUAGGAGUCUAAUUCAGGAAAGAAGUGGUCCCUGCCAAUCAUCUGUAGAAAUGGACAAGUCACCUACUCCUUCAUUCAACUUUUUAGAAAGAAAAAUGCUCAUGUUCUUUCUAUCCUAUUUUUGAUUUGAUUUUUAGAAC
Candoia aspera is the source of this 3883-nucleotide messenger RNA. RefSeq names its product roundabout guidance receptor 4 (gene ROBO4). NCBI's taxonomy places the organism in Eukaryota, Metazoa, Chordata, Lepidosauria, Squamata, Candoiidae. Gene Ontology annotation, biological process: cell-cell adhesion. Gene Ontology annotation, molecular function: protein binding. The transcript is spliced from 19 exons. The record is from RefSeq and is a predicted model, not a curated record. Bases 172 to 3681 code for a protein of 1169 amino acids.